AUGGAUCGAAUACGUCGAUCGUUUCGUGAGUCGUUUCGACGACGAUCCUCUCGAGAUCACAACAAUCUCCGUAAUUCACAAUCACCUGGUGCGCAACCGUCCUCAGCGACCAAUAAUGCCUCCUCACAGCCAGGCGCAUCCUCCUCCAACAAUGCAUCCUCGAAUUCACGUCCCCAAACCGGCGCAAUCAGUAGCACUUCAAGUGGUAAAGCUGACCUAUGGCAACCCGACGAGACGGCUGUUCGUGAGGGCACAUGCAGUUUCAAUGUGAAGUAUCUCGGUGGUGUUGAGGUGUUCGAGUCACGUGGUAUGCAAGUGUGUGAGGGUGCUUUAAAACUAUUACGGGUAUUCAAUUUCAAGUUCAAUUCAAUUUUCGAUUUCUUUUCCUUGUUUAUUCAGUAA
This is a messenger RNA of Anisakis simplex (herring worm), 402 nucleotides long. NCBI's taxonomy places the organism in Eukaryota, Metazoa, Nematoda, Chromadorea, Rhabditida, Anisakidae. The record is from the annotation of a GenBank genome assembly.